This is a messenger RNA of Schistosoma spindalis, 1908 nucleotides long. The record is from the annotation of a GenBank genome assembly. NCBI's taxonomy places the organism in Eukaryota, Metazoa, Platyhelminthes, Trematoda, Strigeidida, Schistosomatidae.
CUACUUUCUAUUUUGUGACAGAUUUGAAAUAGUUUCCUUAAUUCAGAAAUCUGGAGACGAAUAAUCUCAAAUUAAAAUCUUAAGAGGUCUAUGCGAAAACCAUCGGAGCAGGAUGAGGAUAUUAGUUUACUUAUCUUUAUAACACCGAAGCUGCCAACGGCGGCAAGUAAUGUUAUUCAAUCCGACUAUCCUCGUUCAUUUUUACUACCAGCAAAAUUUACGAAAGCUCUGUCAGAAUUAACAAGUGAAAUUGCAAAUGCUUUACCUACAGAGUCGUCCCGACCGUAAGUAUGUACAUAAUCUAUCUAUUGAAUUGUAUAAGCUGUCCAAAAAGCUAAAUCUCCAUAGAACAAUCAGUGUUGCUGAUAGCAAGGUUGGCAAACUAUUAACAAUGUGUUUCGAAUGAAGCUUUAUUCAUACAGCAGGACCAAAAGCUUUUCAAUACUCAGUGGUCGGUAACUGACACUCCAUUAAGUGGUGGAGAUAUCUGUUAUCGAUAACAUUGCCAUAUCCACAUGACCUCGGCAAUAGAUGAGUGACUAUGGCGUUGGAAUUUCAAAUAGCAGACCAUGUGCUCAACCUCUUACCACGUAUUUCGGUUUGAAAAGACAAAUGUAAAUCUCCACACAAAUAAUGUGGCAGAGAUAUAUUUUGCACAACUCAGCAGCAUGAAUCAAGAUCGAGUUCGUUAGAUCUGAUAGUCCAAAAUAUUUUCGGUCUUGUCAUCUGUAAAAUAUUUAUUUAGUUCUUGUCUACUAAUUUAUCUUUUAAUGGGCAAUUAUAAGUAUGUUUCAUGUAAAAUUUAUACUGUCUUUGUUGCUGAUAGAUACAUCACCACUUGAGUUUCAUCCGUCCACUUUGCUUAUCUGCUGGUUUUACGUGUUUAAAAUACCGUGCUAGAGUCCGAACCACAUGAAAUGGUCAAUUUAAGUGAACAAGUUGCUGCCAUCAAGACUAUCGUAGAGAAACAUUUAAAUGAUACGUUAUCUUUAAGACUGAAUCCCGUCAGUCAAUUAGAUGACUUUGUGAAUGCUGACCAUUUACCCAUCGAUCUUUCGCAGAUGGAUCUACAAUUAGCUAUUACCACUGCUGAGGCCAUAUUAGAUAAUGUGCGUUUCGAAGAUGACGAAUUAAAACGGGAUUGUGAACAAUUAUCACAAAAACUUGAGCAGAGUGUAGCCCGAUAUAAAGCAGACUUAUCUGAAAAGGAAAUUUCCAAAAAAGAACACCACUUAAAACUGAGAACUGCUAAGGCGAAACUAUCGGUCUACGAAAAAUUCACGAAGACGAAGUUCACCAUUAAUCAAAACUCCAUCACAGCUUUUAUUUUCAACCCGGAUGACAUGGUACAAUUAACUAUUCCAGAAACCCUGACGAGUACCGAUAUUUGUCAAAUGAUGAACUCACUCCAAAAGAAUGUGACGAAACCCACGUUAAGUGAAAAUGAGAUCAGACAAAUGAAAAAUUUAUGGGGUCGUAUGAAAGUUUCUGAGAAAUGGAAGCACUUAGUCGAUCAGUAACCAAAAUAUCAGAACUAAAAAGUUGCGUGUGCAGGUGGGAAGAUUUGGAAAUAAUACUGCAUAUUCAGUUGUAUUUAUUUAAAAAAUCAAACUUCCGUGUGAAUUUGCUAUUUAUGUGUACCGAGUUAUUUCAUUAACACAGUACUCGUUAAACAAGGGAAAGACUAAGCAAAUGUUCAAUAUCCUCAUGUGUCGCAUAUUGCAAUAGAUGUAUGCUUGAAUGUAUAAUUACAAAUGUAAAGGAAAAAUCGACGUUUUUUUACGUUAAGAUGUCCUUGAUCUACCAGAUUAUUAAUGACAAACCUGCUACGUACGUACGUGGUGCAAGCUAUGGCAUACACAUGCAUGUUUGUGUCAGUUUUAUGGCAGCUUUAUUUAAAUAGUCAAC